AAAUUUACACACUCGCUGUGAUAUAUGCACAGCGAAGCCUCAACUUUCUCUCUCUGAUUACAUAAUACGCGCACUUUCUCUCUCUUGAUCUCAGUAUUCAAGUGCGUGUUUCUCGACUCACUCACUCUUCGCAGAUCUUACACUCCGAUCUCCAGGCUUCCCAAUUGUAAACAAAAUCUGUGAAAAUGCCGCUCAGAUUAGAAAUCAAGAGGAAGCUUGCACAACGAUCAGAAAGAGUAAAAUCAGUGGAUCUACAUCCAACAGAGCCAUGGAUAUUGGCAAGUUUGUAUUCAGGGACUGUUUGUAUUUGGAAUUACCAGACUCAGACAAUGGUUAAAUCUUUUGAGGUUACAGAACUACCAGUUAGAUCAGCAAAAUUUAUUGCACGGAAGCAGUGGGUUGUUGCUGGUGCUGACGAUAUGUUCAUUCGUGUGUACAAUUACAAUACAAUGGAUAAGGUAAAAGUUUUUGAGGCCCAUACAGACUAUAUCAGGUGUGUGGCUGUUCAUCCAACUCUUCCCUACGUGCUGUCAUCCUCCGAUGAUAUGCUAAUAAAGCUUUGGGACUGGGAGAAGGGGUGGUUGUGCACUCAAAUUUUUGAGGGCCAUUCUCACUAUGUAAUGCAAGUGACUUUUAAUCCGAAAGAUACCAAUACUUUUGCCAGUGCUUCACUUGACCGCACUAUUAAGAUCUGGAAUCUUGGCUCUCCUGAUCCGAACUUUACCUUGGAUGCUCACCUGAAAGGAGUCAAUUGUGUAGAUUAUUUCACGGGUGGUGAUAAACCAUAUCUAAUUACUGGUUCUGAUGAUCACACUGCUAAGGUGUGGGAUUACCAGACAAAGAGCUGUGUGCAGACAUUAGAAGGCCACACACAUAAUGUAUCCGCAGUUUGCUUCCAUCCCGAACUUCCCAUUAUCAUAACCGGUUCUGAGGAUGGUACUGUCCGCAUUUGGCAUGCAACCACCUACAGACUUGAAAACACAUUGAAUUAUGGCCUUGAAAGAGUUUGGGCAGUUGGCUACAUUAAAGGUUCAAGAAGGGUCGUAAUCGGUUAUGAUGAAGGCACAAUCAUGGUAAAGCUUGGCCGUGAGGUACCUGUUGCUAGUAUGGACAAUGGAGGGAAAAUAAUUUGGGCCAAGCAUAAUGAAAUUCAGACUGUCAACAUCAAGAGUGUUGGGGCAGAUUAUGAGGUUGCUGAUGGAGAGAGAUUACCUUUGGCAGUUAAGGAACUGGGAAAUUGUGAUCUUUAUCCACAGAGCUUAAAGCAUAAUCCCAAUGGGAGGUUUGUUGUUGUAUGUGGAGAUGGUGAAUACAUAAUAUACACAGCUUUGGCAUGGAGAAACAGAUCAUUUGGCUCGGCAUUGGAAUUUGUUUGGUCAACCGAAGGAGAAUACGCUGUUAGAGAAAGCACAUCAAAGAUUAAGAUUUUCUCCAAAAAUUUCCAGGAGAAGAAAAGCAUCCGGCCCACUUUUUCUGCCGAGCAUAUACAUGGGGGCAAUUUAUUGGCGAUGUGUUCAAAUGACUUUAUUUGUUUCUAUGAUUGGGCUGAUUGUAGGUUGAUACGAAGAAUUGAUGUCACUGUUAAAAAUCUCUACUGGGCUGAUAGCGGUGAUUUGGUGACCAUUGCCAGUGAUACAUCAUUCUACAUACUUAGAUACAACCGUGAUGUUGUUUCUGCUCAUCUGGAUAGUGGGAGAUCAGUAGAUGAACAAGGUGUGGAAGAUGCUUUUGAGCUUCUUUAUGAAAUUAAUGAACGAGUACGGACUGGACUUUGGGUCGGGGAUUGUUUCAUUUACAAUAACUCUUCCUGGAGACUCAAUUACUGUGUGGGUGGUGAGGUGACAACAAUGUUUCAUUUAGACCGACCCAUGUACCUGCUUGGGUAUCUUGCUAGUCAAAGUCGUGUUUAUCUCCUCGACAAAGAAUUUAAUGUUGUCGGAUAUACAUUGCUGCUCAGCUUGAUUGAAUACAAGACUCUUGUAAUGCGUGGUGACUUGGAAAGGGCGAAUGAGGUCUUACCAUCAAUUCCAAAGGAGCAUCUCAACAGUGUCGCUCGUUUCUUGGAAUCACGAGGUAUGAUAGAAGACGCACUUGAAGUUGCUACAGAUCCUGAUUACAGAUUUGAGUUGGCCAUACAGCUAGGCAAACUAGCGAUUGCUAAGGAAAUUGCAACAGUAGCACAGAGUGAGUCCAAAUGGAAGCAAUUGGGUGAACUAGCCUUGUCUACCGGAAUGUUGGAGAUGGCGGAGGAGUGCUUAAAGCAAGCAAAUGACAUGAGUGGUUUGUUGCUACUCUACUCUUCUUUAGGCAAUGCUGAGGGAAUUUCUGAACUUGCUUCUCUUGCCAAAGAACAUGGGAAAAACAAUGUGGCAUUCCUAUGUUUAUUUAUGUUGGGUAAAUUGGAGGACUGCCUUCAGCUAUUGAUUGACAGCAAUCGGAUACCUGAGGCUGCAUUGAUGGCACGGUCAUACCUCCCAAGUAAAGUGUCAGAUAUUGUUUCUCUUUGGAGAAAGGACCUCAACAAGAUUAAUCAGAAAGCUGCCGAAUCUCUUGCUGAUCCAGAAGAAUAUCCUAAUAUGUUUGAUGAUUGGCAAAUUGCUUUUUCUGUUGAAGCCAAAGCUGCAGAGACAAGGGGAAAAUAUCCUCCAGCAUCUGAAUAUCUGCAGCAUGCUGAUAGAUCAACAGCAAGCCUUGUAGAAAUUUUUAGAAGCAUGCAAAUGGAAGAAGAAGAAGAAGGACUACCAGAAAAUGGAGACUUGGAUUAUGAGGAUGCUGAGCAGAAUGGACAUGAAGCACAAGAAACACAACAUAGCGAGCAAGUAGAAGGGCAUGAUGAUGGCCAGGAAGAGCCUGUUGUGGUGGAUGCCGACUCAACUGAUGGUGCUGUACUUGUUAAUGGCAAUGAGGCUGAGGAAGAGUGGGGUACGAAUAAUGAAGGAAAACCGUCAGCCUAAAAGCAAUUGGUUGGGCCGGUGUGAUAUUCCUAGUUUUGUUGCUGGUGAUUAAUUGAUUUUCUUCUAGUUGCUGCGUUGCCCAGUUUUCGCAGUCUCUCUAUUAUGUUUUAUUAUCUAGACAUAAUUUAUUAUGUGCUUUUAGUGCAUCUUCUUACUUCUCUGAUACUAUACAUCGAUUUUUAUGUGUGUCUAUACAUAGAUUUUUAUAUUUCAGCUGAUGUUGAUUAAUAUUUCGAAGCAAUUAUUUUUAUCCAAGUUUUCUUCUAAGUUUCUUUGGUAAAACCUUUGUCCUAUUUAAAAUAAUCAAAGUUUCUUAAUGUCUCAAAGAUGCUCCUUUUAAAAAUAUGAAAUUUCAAAUCAAUUCGCAUAUUUAAGUUUCAUUUUCAAAUUAUAUUUAGAUGCUGCUUUAAUUUGUACAUGAUGCCUUAACCUUGUCAAAACUUAUAUGAAGUCUUGUUUUUAGUGGGUUGGCCAUCACAUUUACUGGUCAUGUUAUCAUCUUAUGUAGCAGUUCUUUUAAUGGUCGACCCUUAUUUUUUUCUCCCCUUUUGCUCAUAUUCCAGUGCUUACACCACGUCACUGAGGCCAGAGAAGACAGACGGUUCCAGCUGCAUGCAGUUUCUCUCGUGGUAAGGCUCUUUAACUUCCUUAAAUAAUUCAGUUAUUUUGUAAUGUUACGAGAUCUGCACAGUUUGUCCAGAUCUCUGUUGCUGAAAGGGUUGUUUGCCCGACUAAAUUUAGUUCUCGUAUGCCCAGCAUCUAUAUUGGCUGCCCGGAAGAGGCGAUCAGGGGGCCGGGUGUCUUUCUGCAAGUGUUGAGAUAAGCGCAAUUAUUUUUGUUAUUGGGGCAUACAUACUAUACUACUGUAGACUUUGGAGUUCCUAUUUUUUCUAGUUUAGUUCUCUCUCUCCAUGCUAAUUUCCCUCAGACUUUGUCAUGCGGCGUUGUGAAUUGUAGAUACAUAGUAGUGUUAUAGAAUUUACCCCUCAUAUAUUGUAUGCAGAAUUUUGUUAUUGUACCCUUAAAUCAUGUCACCUUCAUAGCAUAAAUUCAACUUUUCGAAUCA
Molecule: messenger RNA, 4020 nt
Organism: Salvia miltiorrhiza (redroot sage)
Lineage: Eukaryota; Viridiplantae; Streptophyta; Magnoliopsida; Lamiales; Lamiaceae
Product: coatomer subunit beta'-2
Exons: 24
Coding region: 186-2954 (922 amino acids)
Biological process (GO): retrograde vesicle-mediated transport, Golgi to endoplasmic reticulum; endoplasmic reticulum to Golgi vesicle-mediated transport; intracellular protein transport
Cellular component (GO): COPI vesicle coat
Molecular function (GO): structural molecule activity; protein binding
Source: RefSeq, a predicted model, not a curated record